Messenger RNA from Clarias gariepinus (North African catfish), 3542 nucleotides. RefSeq names its product solute carrier family 41 member 1. Lineage: Eukaryota; Metazoa; Chordata; Actinopteri; Siluriformes; Clariidae. The coding region runs from base 808 to 2427 and encodes 539 amino acids. The record is from RefSeq and is a predicted model, not a curated record. Gene Ontology annotation, molecular function: monoatomic cation transmembrane transporter activity. Gene Ontology annotation, cellular component: plasma membrane. Gene Ontology annotation, biological process: monoatomic cation transport. The transcript is spliced from 11 exons.
CUCGCGGUCACUCUGGCGGCACUUCCUGCUUUCGUGCGAGUGAUAAAAAGAGGCAAAGAGAAAUAGAGGGAGAACGAUAGAGAGAGAGAGAGAGAGAGAGAAAAGAGAGAGCUCGCGCAGCAUCCAAAUGGAGCAAUGUGACUAACGGCUCGGUUACUUAUUAACCCGUGUCCGGCCGAACAACCCCGCUACAUAAGGCAUGCGAAGCGGCGUGGAGGCCGGAGGCUACUGGGGUACAUCAGUGCAGGAAGGUGAUCACUGGACAACGAUCUGACCAUACACACAUUUUUCUAAGCCUUGUAAUACGAUCCCUCAGCUCUGGAGACCUUUAAAUAUAUUUCAGGAUCCACGUGGUGUAAACUGAGCCAGUACAACUGUCCAGAACUGCUCGGGACAGUCCUGCCAAGUAAGUGCCCUUUUUUCCCAUCGAAAGUGAAGAGGGACGAGGAGCAAUCCUUGGACGUUCAGAUCUCCACCUGGCUUAAAUACUGAAGUAAAGUCAUUUUAGGUUGUGAAAUGUACCCUCCUCUUAUCGGUUGGCCUUAAAAAAAAAAGGUUGCGGUGAAUGGGGAACGUAAUUUGUAUGCUACCAAAGUUCAGGCAGGAUCUUACCCUGGAGUGGGCGAAAGCACCUGCCUCUUUUACUCAACCUGUAGAGCGCAAAUUAUAAACUGACGAGCCAAGGACCCACAUCUUGGAUGGGAUAGAUUGAACCCGUGGAUCAAGUGAAGCACCAAUCAAAAGUUAGCACUGACUAAAGGUGUUAUUCGUUUCUUCUGAUACGACUCACAACUUCAAGGCUUCCGCAUGGUCCUCUGGUCGAAAGAGCAAGACAAACUGCCCAAUAUGUCCACGGGGACAGAAAUCAUAGAGGUGAAGAAGGACUUCAUCUCUUCGAACGGCUCGGUCCACCCAGUCAUCCUGGCCACAGGGACUGAGGAGAGGCAGCCAAGCAGCGGUGAGUACGAGCUUACUGAGGUGACGUCUCUGCCCGAGCAUCCCGAGGCGGAGAACGAACGGACGGAAAUGGUGGUGAUCGACUGUCGUGCCAAUGCCAAGGGUCAGAGGGAGGAGGACGCUCUGCUGGAGAAUGGCAGCCAAAGCAAUGAGAGCGAUGACACGAGCACGGACCAAAGCCCUGUGCCACCAGUUCCUCUAAAGGAGACGUCUUUUUCCAUAGGACUGCAAGUUGUGUUCCCAUUCCUGCUGGCCGGGUUUGGGACAGUGGCCGCUGGUAUGGUCCUCGACAUUGUCCAACACUGGAAGGUGUUCUCCGAAGUGAACGAGGUGUUUAUCCUGGUGCCUGCUCUUCUGGGUCUGAAGGGAAACCUGGAGAUGACACUGGCCUCCAGACUGUCCACCGCUGCUAAUAUUGGGCAGAUGGACACAGCCAAGGAGAUGUGGAAAAUGAUCAUUGGAAACCUCGCACUAAUUCAGGUUCAGGCCACUGUAGUGGGGUUCCUAGCCUCCAUCGCAGCAGUCAUUUUUGGCUGGAUCCCAGAAGGCCAAUUUAAGAUAGGUCAUGCUGUUCUGCUCUGUGCAAGCAGCGUAGCUACAGCCUUCAUCGCUUCCCUGCUGUUAGGUCUUAUCAUGAUUGGCGUGAUCAUCGGCUCGAGAAAGGUUGGCAUUAACCCGGAUAACGUGGCCACACCUAUUGCUGCCAGCCUUGGGGACUUGAUUACUCUGGCCCUACUAUCUGGCAUCAGCACAGGACUCUACCAGGAGCUGGAGUACAACGAUUAUGCCAAUCCAUUAGUCUGUGUGUUUUUCGUCGCUUUGACACCGAUCUGGAUCCUAAUCGCUCGGCGAAUCCCCUCCACCCGAGAAGUGCUCUACUCAGGCUGGGAGCCUGUUAUAAUCGCCAUGGCGAUCAGCAGUAUUGGAGGCCUCAUUCUGGAUAAAACUGUGUCCAAUCCCAACUACGCUGGAAUGGCGGUGUUUACUCCGGUCAUCAACGGUGUGGCUGGUAAUCUGGUGGCGGUACAGGCAAGUCGCAUCUCCACAUACCUGCACAUGAAUGGCCUUCCCAUCGCAGAGGCGAAUCCGACUCCUCAGAAAUGUCCCACACCAUGCAGCACAUUCUUCGGCUCAGGCGUAAAUUCUCGCUCCGCCCGAGUGCUCUUUCUCCUGGUGGCACCCGGUCACCUUGUUUUCCUGUACACCAUCAACUUAUUGCGGGCUGGACACACCACCCUCACCUACAUUUUCAUCGCUGUCUACCUGACCGCUGCCUUACUCCAGGUGAUGAUCCUGCUUUAUCUGGCUGACUGGAUGGUACAGUGGAUGUGGAAGAGAGGGAUGGAUCCUGAUAACUUUUCCAUUCCCUACCUAACUGCCCUUGGUGACUUAUUAGGCACAGGCUUCCUGGCUCUGUGCUUCCAUAUCCUGUGGAUGGUCGGCGAUAGGGACACGGAUGUGGGAGACUGAAUGGCUGUGAUGAACACAUGCAGAAAUCUCAUGAGCCUUUAUUUAUCAAAAAAGAAAAAAAGAAAAAACACAAACACCACAAUGAGAUAUUAUGGCUACAAUAGCCACUAUAAUUAUAGUAAUAACUGAUAAUACUGUCGCUGUAGUAGUGGUAUGUAAUGAUUAUUACAUUAUGGCUUAAGUUCUUGUGGGAGAACAGGAAUCCUCAUUAUUUUUCAAUGGGGAUGUUCAACCCCUUUUUAUUCAUAGAGGUGUUGGCAGCAAACUUAAACGUGAAGGUUUCACAAGAAUUAAGAUGCUCAGACACCAAGUUCUUUAUGUGUAAGUGAUAUAAAUAGGAGGUUUCCAGACCACAGCAAAGUGACCUUGAUUAUGAGGUGAUUACCUUUUUUUUUUUUUUUUUGUAAAAGUAGGAAAACUGGAACGUUUUAAAUCUCUGAGUGGCAAGCAAGUGCUCUUAGCUCACAGGCGAUGGCAAAAAAAAAAGUCUUAUUUACAUACCUACCUGUGAGUGCUGUCACCUUCAUUGUGGAUUUCGAAAUAGGAUAAAAAUGAUGUAAGAUUGCUGAUCUAAAUAAAAUCUCCUGUACUGUACAAUUAGGGAAUUAAAUGCACCACUUAAAUUUAUCCACUUCACUUUUAGGCAGAGUCAGGGAAAACUGAGCAGGUCAAGUAACGCUGUGCUUUUUUUCAGAUUCUUUUCGAGCAUGUAAUUUUUUUAUUAAACUGUCUUUGUAACUGUGCAACAAAGCUUAAAAGGGCUACUUUGUAAUGUAGAACUGCUGCAUGAUGGGAGGGGAUGGGAGGGGAAAUUCAGGAAAAGGAAUAUCGGCUUUUUCAAAGAAUAGCCAAAAGGGGUAAAAAAGACUUAAAGUCAUUUGCUGUGCAAAGCAUUAAUUAUUACUUUUAAUGUAAAUAGCACCCUUUGGAAACUUGAACCUGAUAUGGUGUGUCUUAGAAGAGCAAAUAAUCUUUGGUACCAGGCUUAACAACAGGGAGCCCUUUAACUCAUUUUAAUAACUAGUUAAUGCAUGUACACAAAGAUGCCAACAUUUGUAGUUUAGACAUAAAAUUUAUCAUCUUUUACCAAUUGGUACAGCGAUAUGGAACCAUUU